This is a messenger RNA of Adineta ricciae, 861 nucleotides long. The record is from the annotation of a GenBank genome assembly. NCBI's taxonomy places the organism in Eukaryota, Metazoa, Rotifera, Eurotatoria, Adinetida, Adinetidae.
AUGACAAAGCGAGAAGCCAGUGUUGGAUUUAUGGUGAACAGUCAAGCAGCCAAAAGUGUGAUCGCUUUCCAACCGAUAUCCGGCCGUCUAGUGAUCCUCACCAUCGACAACACCAUUAAGACACACAUCGUCUCUAUCUACGUACCAACUGAGGCCAGCCCUGACCCAAAGAAGGAUGACUUCUACAACCAGCUUCAAUGCCCACAUCGAUCAUCACUCAAGGACGUCCAUGCCAUGAAAGGGCUAGACUGUGGAUCAGAUCACUACCUCGUCAAGGCCGCGAUACAACUGCGACUACAACGGGCUAAGAAGAAAUCAUUAUCGUCAGCCAAGCUGGACUGUGCCAAACACCUGUGUCUACGCACUCGCCGAAAAACGCAGUCAUGGGUAUCGAACGAAUGCCUUGACUUGGUGGACGAACGGUACCGACAGCUGAACCGCGAGAUCCGAAACCAAAUGCCAGCCAAUCUGGAAGAAGCAGCAUCUAGACACGAAUAUCGCACUCUUUAUCAAACCCUGAAAAGGUUGAGUGGAAAAACCAGAUCGAUCAACGAUAAUAUCAGAAAAACAGACGGGAUGUUUGUACGAUCAUCUUUAGAACGCUUAGAACGGUGGAAGGAAUUCUCCGAAGAACUGUACAACCACGAACAACCUCAAGGACUACUAGCAGAUCCGCCUCGCAUCGAUCCACCAACGACUACAAUGCCUGCUGACGAGCCAACAAUCGAACAAGUGAAGACAGCCAUGCAGCCAUUGAGAAAUGGGAAAGCAGCAGGUGCGGACCAUGUUACCGCAGAAGCAAUCAAGACCGGAGGAAACGUCCUGCUCCAUCGACUCCACGCACUUCUCCAAACCAUUUGA